GGUCUCAGCUGCCUUCUGGCCCUGCAGCAUCUCUUGGUCCUGGUGGUGCUACUCUCUGCCUCCCACCUGCUCCUGCUGCGGAGUCUCCCCCCAGGGGGCCUCUCUUAUGCCCCUGCCCAGCUCCUGGCGUCCUGCCUCUUUUCCUGUGGCCUGACGACCACACUGCAGACGUGGGUGGGCAGCAGGCUGCCUCUCGUCCAGGCUCCCUCCUUUGAGUUCCUGGUCCCUGCGCUGGUGAUGACCAGUCAAAAGCUACCUCUGGCCAUCCGGACACCUGAAAACUCCUCCCUCGUGCUGCACCUGUGUGCCACUUCCGGCUGUCCUGGCCAGGAGCGCUGGGAUUCUUCUCUCCGAGAGGUGUCCGGGGCAGUGGUGGCGUCGGGGCUGCUGCAAGGCGCACUGGGGCUGGUGGGUGGUCCCGGCCACGUGUUUCCCCGCUGUGGGCCCCUGGUGCUGGCUCCCAGCCUCAUGGUGGCCGGGCUGGCUGUCCACAGGGAGGUGGCCCUGUUCUGCUCCAUUCACUGGGGGCUGGCCUUGCUGCUUAUCCUGCUCCUGGUGGUCUGUUCCCAGCACCUGGGCAACUGCCCUCUGCCCCGACGUCUCCAGCGGGCAGCUCCAGCCUCUCCAACUCACUCUCGAGUGCUCACCUUCAGGGUCUUCUCGGUGCUGAUGCCCGUGGCUGCUGUCUGGAUCGUCUCUGCCUGUCUGGGCCUCAGCCUCAUCCCCAGGGAGCUGUCCUCUGCCACCCCGGCACCGUGGGUCUGGCUGCCUCAUCCAGCUGCGUGGCGCUGGCCCUUGCUGACGCCCCGGGCUCUGGCUGCCGGCGUCUCCAUGGCCUUGGCGGCCUCCACCAGCUCCCUGGGCUGCUAUGGCCUCUGUGGCCGGCUGCUGCGCUGGCCUGCUCCGCCUCCCCAUGCCUGCAGUCGGGGCCUGAGUCUGGAGGGUCUGGGCAGCGCACUGGCCGGGCUGCUGGGGAGUCCCCUGGGCAUCGCAUCCAGCUUUCCCAACCUGGGCGCCGUGGGUCUCAUCCAGAGCGGGUCUCAGCGCAUGGUCUACUUGGUGGGGCUGCUGUCCAUGGGGUUCGGGCUCUCCCCGAGGCUGGCCCAGCUCCUCGCCACUGUCCCGCUGCCCGUGCUCGGUGGGGUGCUGGGCGUGACCCAGGCCGUGGUGCUGUCAGCUGGCUUCUCCAUCUUCUACCUGACUGACAUCGACUCUGGCCGGAACGUCUUCAUCGUCGGCUUCUCCAUCUUCAUGGCCCUGCUGCUGCCGCGCUGGCUCCGGGAAGCCCCCGUGGCACUGAGCACAGGCUGGAGUGCCCUGGAUGUCUUCCUGUGCUCACUGCUCACACAGCCCAUCUUCCUGGCCGGCGUCUUGGCAUUCCUCCUGGAGAAUACUGUUCCUGGCACCCAGCUGGAGCGUGGCUUAGUCCAAGAGCUGCCGUCCGCUGGAGAUGUCCAGGAGACCGGCGACAAGGCUGAAGCAGAAUAUGAGCUUCCUUUGCCCCUCCUGAACCUGUGUCCCUGCAUCCCCCAGCCUCUCCGUUGCCUCUGCCCACAACCUGAGAACUCUGGGGCGAAGGACAGCAGGUCCUCCGAGCCAGGCGAGAUGGCCAACCUGCUCUCUGGUUUGGGAGAGCCGCGUCCUGGAGCACGCAGAGAAUUUAGGUCUUAG
Messenger RNA from Sorex araneus (European shrew), 1671 nucleotides. RefSeq names its product solute carrier family 23 member 3 (gene SLC23A3). Gene Ontology annotation, cellular component: membrane. The transcript is spliced from 12 exons. Gene Ontology annotation, biological process: transmembrane transport. The annotation marks the transcript as partial. The record is from RefSeq and is a predicted model, not a curated record. Gene Ontology annotation, molecular function: transmembrane transporter activity. NCBI's taxonomy places the organism in Eukaryota, Metazoa, Chordata, Mammalia, Eulipotyphla, Soricidae.